Sphaerodactylus townsendi is the source of this 7120-nucleotide messenger RNA. It is a transcript of the gene MAGI1, whose product is annotated as membrane associated guanylate kinase, WW and PDZ domain containing 1. Gene Ontology annotation, molecular function: protein binding. NCBI's taxonomy places the organism in Eukaryota, Metazoa, Chordata, Lepidosauria, Squamata, Sphaerodactylidae. The record is from RefSeq and is a predicted model, not a curated record. Gene Ontology annotation, cellular component: cytoplasm. Gene Ontology annotation, biological process: signal transduction.
GCUCCUUUUGCUGGGGCUUGGUGGGAGCCACCACGGGAGCGAAAGCUAACAAAACAAGCGGCGGAGGCGGCUUUGUAUUUGCUUAAAGGAGCCGCGCUCGCCGCGCAGCCUGAUCCAGGGGGGGAGGAAGAGCGGAGGGACCAACUCGAGCGCGCCCAGGUGGGACGGAGGAUCCGGGCUCGGCGACCGCGGAGAACAGAGGAGGAUUUACUCGGAGGAGGAAGAGGAGCGGGAUCUACCGGAGCGAGGGAGGAAGAGGAGCCUUUAGAAGCGCGCCGGACGGGACGCCCGGGCGGCUCUCGGAGAGCGAUCCAAGCCGGGAGGGGCGAUGCGAGCGGGGCUGGCGGCGGCGGCGGAGCCCGCAGGCUGGAGCCGGGCAAAGUUUGCUCCAUGAUGGCUUGAGCGGGGCGGCCGGAAAGUUGUCGGGAGCGCCCGCUGCAGGCUCGGUCUCUGGCCCCGGCGGGUCGGCUCCUUUGCCCGAGCAGCCACCUGCGUGCGCCUUCGCACCGUACCCCUUUCUUCCUUUUUCUUUUUUUGGUUUUCUUUUCGGCCAUGUCGAAGGUGAUCCAGAAGAAAAACCACUGGACGACCAAAGUGCACCAGUGCUCGGUCAGCCGCGGGGCUCAGGGCGAGCUGGGGGUGCCCAUCCUGGGGGGAGCGGAAUAUGGCGAGUUUCCUUACGUCGGGCCGGCGGCGGACAGCGAUGGGGGGGCGACGCUUCCCGCGGGCGGCGGCGAGGAAGGGAAGCUGAGCGAAGGGGAGCUGCUGCUGGAGGUUCAGGGCAUCCGGGUGUCGGGCUUGCCCCGCUACGACGUGCUGGGAGUUAUCCGCAGCUGCAAGGACCCCGUCAUUUUCAAAGCCGUCAGACAAGGAAGUCGUCUGAACAAAGAUCUGAGACAUUAUCUCAACCAGAGGUUUCAGAAAGGAUCUCCGGACCAUGAGUUGCAGCAGACUAUUAGAGAUAACCUUUAUCGCCAUGCGGUGCCUUGCACAACCCGUCCUCCACGAGAAGGAGAAGUGCCUGGUGUGGAUUAUAACUUUCUGACUGUGCAGGAGUUCCGUGAGCUGGAGAAAAGUGGGACUCUUCUUGAAGUAGGAACGUAUGAAGGUAACUAUUAUGGAACACCCAAACCUCCCAGCCAACCCCUCAGUGGGAAAGUGAAUAACACUGAUGCUUUGCAAAACCUCCAAUCCGGCUCCAAGCAGUCGACCCCCAAACGAACCAAGUCUUACAAUGAUAUGCAAAAUGCUGGCAUAGUGCAUACAGAGAAUGAAGAAGAAGAUGACGUCCCUGAAAUGAACAGCAGCUUUACAGCGGACUCUGGUGAACAAGACAAGCACAAUACACACAGUACGAGAGAGACAGCUCUUGCGCCUGUGAAUAGCAACAUCACAACUGUUCCCACCACGGAACCUUCUCAGAAGCUCCCUCAAUACCUACCUCCUUGUGCAGAGGAAAACUUGGGCCCUCUGCCUGAAAACUGGGAGAUGGCCUAUACAGAGAAUGGAGAAGUCUACUUUAUAGACCAUAACACUAAAACUACGUCUUGGCUAGACCCACGGUGCCUGAAUAAACAGCAAAAGCCUCUAGAAGAAUGUGAAGAUGACGAAGGGGUACACACGGAGGAACUGGACAGUGAACUAGAACUACCUGCUGGUUGGGAAAAGAUUGAAGAUCCUGUAUAUGGUGUCUACUAUGUAGAUCACAUCAACAGGAAGACACAAUAUGAGAAUCCAGUUCUGGAAGCCAAACGGAAGAAACAGCUUGAGCAUCCGCAGCCGCAGCCCCAGCCCCAGCCCCAGCCAGCACCCCCAGAAGAAUGGACAGAAGAGCAUCCCCCAAUUCCCCCUCCUGCUGUUCCAAACCAUGUUCCUAACAACCAGGAGACAGUUCGAGAUGCACCAGUACAAGGAAAACCAUUUUUCACACGAAACCCAUCUGAGCUGAAAGGGAAGUUCAUUCACACCAAACUGAGGAAAAGCAGCAGGGGGUUUGGCUUCACUGUCGUCGGAGGGGACGAACCGGAUGAGUUUCUUCAGAUAAAGAGUUUGGUUCUUGACGGCCCUGCUGCUCUAGAUGGCAAAAUGGAAACAGGAGACGUUAUUGUCAGCGUGAAUGACACGUGUGUGUUGGGCCAUACGCAUGCUCAAGUUGUGAAAAUCUUCCAGUCCAUUCCCAUUGGUGCCAGUGUGGACCUAGAACUGUGCCGAGGGUAUCCUCUGCCUUUUGACCCAGAUGACCCUAACACAAGCCUGGUGACAUCUGUGGCCAUUUUGGAUAAAGAACCAAUCAUUGUGAACGGGCAGGAAAAUUACGACUCUCCAGCAAGCCACGGUAGCAAAACUGGUAAAGUAAAUGGGACGAAGGAGCCAAGGCCUAGCAGUCCUGCUGAGAUUUCUUCAAAUGGAUCCCAUGCCUAUCCUAAUGACACUGUCUCAUUGGCUUCUUCUAUAGCAACGCAACCUGAACUCAUAACUGUACAUAUAAUUAAAGGACCCAUGGGCUUUGGUUUUACUAUAGCAGACAGUCCUGGGGGCGGGGGACAGCGAGUGAAGCAAAUUGUUGACAGCCCAAGGUGCCGAGGCCUAAAAGAAGGGGAUCUUAUAGUCGAAGUCAAUAAGAAGAACGUGCAGAAUCUUACUCACAACCAAGUUGUGGAUAUGCUGAUUGAAUGUCCUAAAGGAAGUGAAGUGACAUUGCUUGUGCAGCGAGGAGGACUGCCAGCUCCAAAGAAGAGUCCCAAGUCGCAACCGCUUGAAAGGAAAGAUAGCCAAAACAGCUCUCAACACAGCGUAUCCAGCCACCACAGCACACACACUGCUUCGCCUGUUCACAGCACUCAGGUGCUUCCCGAAUAUCCCGCCACUGAAGCUCCAGCUGCGGACCAACCAGACAACGCUGGGCAGAAGAAGCCGGAUCCAUUCAAAAUCUGGGCCCAGUCCAGGAGCAUGUAUGAAAGCCGACCUAUGUCACCUUCGCCUGCGACUGGACUGAGCAAGGGUGAAAGAGAGAGAGAAAUCAGUUCCACGAAUUUUGGAGAAUUUCCAGAUUACCAAGAGCAGGAUAUCUUUCUAUGGAGAAAGGAAACUGGGUUUGGAUUCAGGAUUCUUGGCGGCAACGAGCCUGGAGAACCGAUUUACAUUGGUCACAUCGUGCCACUGGGUGCUGCGGAUGCUGACGGCCGCCUGCGAUCAGGGGACGAGUUGAUCUGCGUGGAUGGGACUCCAGUGGUGGGGAAGUCGCAUCAGCUUGUGGUGCAGCUUAUGCAACAGGCAGCCAAGCAAGGCCAUGUCAAUUUAACCGUCAGGCGCAAAGUGGUGUACACAGUUCCAAAAGCUGAGAACGAGGUGCCAUCUCCAGCUUCAUCUCAUCACAGCAGCAACCAGCCUGCUUCUCUGACAGAGGAGAAACGCACCCCGCAGGGAAGCCAGAACUCCCUCAACACCGUCAGUUCAGGCAGCGGCAGCACCAGCGGAAUCGGAAGCGGAGGUGGCGGCGGGAGCGGCGUGGUCAGCACGGUAGUGCAGCCCUAUGACGUGGAGAUUCGUCGUGGAGAGAAUGAGGGCUUCGGCUUUGUCAUUGUGUCUUCGGUUAGUCGGCCAGAAGCUGGAACCACUUUUGCGGGCAAUGCAUGUGUGGCCAUGCCUCACAAAAUAGGUCGGAUUAUUGAGGGGAGCCCAGCAGACCGCUGCGGGAAGCUGAAAGUGGGGGACCGGAUAUUGGCCGUCAACGGAUGCUCCAUCACCAACAAAUCACAUUCGGACAUCGUCAACCUAAUUAAAGAAGCCGGGAACACGGUCACUCUGCGCAUCAUUCCAGGGGAUGAAUCUUCCAACGCUACUUUGUUGACCAACGCGAGAAAAAUUGCUACCAUUACAAUCCACGAUACCCCCCUCAGCAGAUACCACAGGAGACCUCAGGGAACAACACACAAACCAAAGCAGGAGUCCCAGUUCGAGUCUGCCACCCCCCAGCUUCACAGGGACCAGGAUUUGCACAGUUGAACUUUGAAAGAGGAGAGCCAGCUGUUUGGUUUUAUGAAGUCAUGCGAAGGCCGCCGUGAAUAUAACACAUGGACUCUCUACGCGGCUGCAGCAUGUGAGGAUUGUCCCAUGGAGAGAUGUGGAAAAAUGAGGAUUGGUGAUGAAAUCCUGGAGAUCAAUGGAGAAACUACAAAGAACAUGAAGCAUGCCCGGGCCAUAGAACUGAUUAAAAAUGGCGGCCGCAAAGUUCGCCUCUUUCUCAAACGCGGAGAUGGUUCUGUACCAGAAUAUGACCCCAGCAGUGACAGGAACAGCCCAGCCACAGGUUCACAAAAUGUACCGGAAGUGAGAAACGUGCCAUCGGACCGACGACAACACUCAUCACUGGAGCCCAGUUAUCCACCAGAUCUUCACAAAUCAUCACAACACGGAGACAAGCGGAUAUGUUUUAAGGACCCAAAAGGCAGCAAAGAGUUUGGCAGGCAAUCCAAUGAACACCACACUUGGAAUGGGACUUCUAAAAACAGCAAUAGCAUAGCAGGCAGGAAAAAAGACAGGUCCCCGGAAGGGAGGCGCGACCGGCCGUCGGACAGAGUGGUGGUGAUCAACGGACCGAAACGGAAAUCUCCUGAAAAGAGGAGGGAGGGGACCAGGAGUGCUGAUAAUACCUUAGAGAGAAGGGAACGACAUGAGAAGAGGAGAGACUUUUCUCCAGAAAGACGAAGGGAAAGGUCUCCAACCCGCAGGAGGGACGUAUCACCCAGUAGAAGAAGGCGGUCACUUGAGAGGCUGAUGGAUCAAAGGAGAUCCCCAGACAGGAAAAGAGAGGGCUCACCCUCUGAAAGGAGGGCGAAGUCGACCGACAGGAGGAGAGAGAGGACCCCAGAAAGGAGGAGAGAGAGGUCUCCCGACAAAAGGAAUAGAGAUGACAAAGUUGGCUUCAGGGAGAAGGAAGAGCGCGCUCUAAAAUAUGACACCAGUAAAAAUAAUAGGCAACCCCUUGAGCAAAGGCGGAGACCCUACAAAGAGUGCAGUACUGACCUCAGUAUCUAAUGGGCUUUGUAGGCCUAUGAUACUAUUGCGGCCUUUCCCGACGUUCAGAGUUCACAAGAAGGAAGGUAGCAACCUGAAUCCCUUUUAGUUCCUCGCGUCUAAUGCCUCCAAGAGCAAACAUUGAAAUAAAAUCUGAUCACGAGAGAGAGUUGUGCCUAGUGUAUAACAACAUUAAAGAAUUUUCCAAUGGAUUUGUAUUUUUUUUUUUAAAAAAAGAUACUUGCCAAAUGUUCAACCAGAAGGAUUAUAAAAAUUAUGUUCUUCCAUAAUCAGUAACCAUAAUUAUCAUCCUUUUAAUUGGUUAUUUUUGUUUGCUUUGUUGUCCUUUUGUUAGUUAUUUGGAGAGAAAAACCACCAGCGGUAAAAGAUUUCAUGACCAAUCACACUGAUUUAUUUGAAUUGAUUCACUGGGAUGAUGCGUGUAGGAUUUUCUGUAGGAGCAGUUGGAGGAAGGGAGAGGUGUAUCAGUUAAAAACUGAGAACAACUAUAGAAGUUUUUCCUUGACAAAUUAGGAAUGUCUUGCCUAUUAAUGUCAACUCUUCGAAGAGCCUUCUGUUGGGAUGAAGGAUAUUUAUACAGAUCCACACAGCACAAGAUAUUAAGGAACUUGUAGUUUGUUCCAUGAACAGCGAGUACUUUGGGGUCUCCUUUGAAAGGAAGCGAGGUGGCCAAGGACUGGUCUCCAUUGUGUCUUGUGUCAUGUGAGGGAUAAACCAUCCAGUUUGUUCAUCUCUGCAACAUUAAACCAUGUCUCACAAAGGUGGCACCCGUGUGGCUCUUGUUCUCCUUUUAGGACUACACGGAUGAAACUGGAAUCCAAAUGCUAUCAUUUGUCUGCUUUGAAAGGAAGUGGAUGUUAAAUUUGGUUCCUUUGUCAGAAUGAAUUUUGAGGAACAAACGCUUCUUUCCAAGAGUGGGGUCACUCGUCAGACUUCCCCCCCCCCCUUUUUGCCAAAUUGUAUCUGCCUCUCUAGGCUUCUAUGGUUUUUUGGGGUUUUUUUGCGGGCGGGUGUUAAGUUACCCGAUUGCUUUUAAAUGAGAUUUUUAAAAAGAAGCAAUGUCUGGAAAGCUUGGGUUUCAGGCUGUGAUAUGGUUUAUGCCGUACUUUUAACUGUAAAGAAUGGAAAACACCAAUACAAGGUGUAUUUUUUUUACAAUGGCGAGUUUGAGUGGUAAAUCUGCUGUAGUAUUGAUACGAGAUUUUAAUAGAUUACUGCCUAGCUGAGCCAAAACGUUUGCCAUUACUGUUGGACCACUAAAAGUUUAAAAUUGCUGCUUUUUUUUUUUUACAGUGCAUUGGUGUGUACACGUAUGCUGUUUCACCAUGUUUUCCAUACACACCCACAUAAACACACACCCAAACUAAGGAUUACAAGUCUAUCACUGUUGUUGCCAUGGUACUGUAAAGGAGAAGAAAAAAAGAUGGCCAAUCAUUGUGUGUACAGAGUUUAAAUUGUAAUUAAUAGAGCCUGUUGAAGAAAAAUGACAAACUGUUGCCUUUUUUUCUUGUACAGAAGAGAAUUUAUGACAAAAAAAUUUAGCUGUGAGGAAUGUGCUAAGUGUUUAUAUUUCUUUUAAAAAAUGGAACAAAUUGAUUCGUGGGGAAUAUAUUUUAAUGUAAACUGAAUCAGGUAUGUAAAGCUGUUUUAAACAGGAGACUAGCACAGUCACUCCGAUGCAUUUGUUGGUUUGAAUGGCCUAUCUUUCCUCGCAGCAAGGGGCCUGCCCAUGUGAUCCCACCAAGCACUCGUGUGCAAUCUGUGUUCUUUAGUUAUCAUUUCCUGCAGUGUGCUAUAGUCAUAAUGCUCUUUUCUGUGUUGAUGAAAAUCAGUAAUGUGGGCCAAUCUUUUUUAUAAAAAAACAAACAAACACUAUGCAUAUAUAAAUACUACAUUGUUCAUAGCUUUAUUUGACUUAAUCGGGUUUAUACAUAACAUUAGUUAAAAGUAGGUGUGGACUUUACCCAGUAAAAGAUUCUUUCCUUGGGACAAAGCAUAAUGUAUAUGAUGUAGCUACUUGGAAGGAAAGGGUCUGUGAAUGCUAUUUUUAUUAUCAAAUAAAGAUUUCCAUACAAAGCAUAAA